This is a messenger RNA of Mytilinidion resinicola, 1500 nucleotides long. RefSeq lists its product as uncharacterized. Gene Ontology annotation, biological process: regulation of DNA-templated transcription. Lineage: Eukaryota; Fungi; Ascomycota; Dothideomycetes; Mytilinidiales; Mytilinidiaceae. The transcript is spliced from 3 exons. Gene Ontology annotation, molecular function: DNA-binding transcription factor activity, RNA polymerase II-specific; zinc ion binding. The record is from RefSeq and is a predicted model, not a curated record. The coding region runs from base 1 to 1380 and encodes 459 amino acids.
AUGCCAGGCGUCCCCUCAGGCCGAGGGUGUGAUGGUUGUCGCAAGCAAAAGAAAAAGUGCGACCAGAUAAAGCCCACAUGCUCGCGGUGCAGACGCCUCCAACUCACCUGCAUCGGCUCCGGGGAGCGCCGUUUCAAAUUCCACCAGCAGAUGGUCAUUUUAGGAUCUACACGACCCAAGACGGUCCAGCGGCCUGUUACUACGGUCAGCGAGAUCCCACGGAGUCCCAGCAGCAGCGUGACGACGACGGCAGCCAGUGCGUUCGUCUCCGUGCUGGAGGUAACGGACCUGCGGUUUGACCUAACCUAUUUUGGGACUUUUCUUAGAGAUAUUCCGAGUCGGCUAGGUUCGAAUAGUGCCUUGGAUGCUUCUGUAAAGGCUGUCACGAUUGCUCAUCGGUCGAUCCACACGCGGCGGCAGUCGUGGGAGUUGUACGAUGCAUAUGUUGAUGCGCUGAAAACGCUAAGGAUCUGCUUAAAUGAACACGAUAAGUCCCAGACGCCAAAUACACUAUGUGCCAUCUACCUCAUAAUGAUAUGCCAAGGCUGGAUCGGCCAACGCGACGACCAGUUCAUGGGCCACGGCGAAGCCGUCACCCACCUGCUCAACGAAGCCGCCUUCGAAGACUGGCGCGGCACUUUCGAGAAAGAAAUGCUCCUCGCGCUCUGCGUCGUCCUGAUCGCCGAAAGCUUUGACAACCCCCGAAUCCGUCUCGACACCCUCCUAUGGACCCUCACAAUGGCCUACGGGCCCCCACGGCCCAACGAAAACAUCAGUCUCUACAAGCUAGCCAAGAUCCCAACCUACCUCCGGGACCCCCUUACCCACUUUCUCGAAAUGAAGACGUUGUACCGCGACAUCCUCAUUGAUUUGCCUAAGUUACAUAGCGCACAGACGAGGCUCGCUGCGCUGCCGGGGAAGUUUCACGCGCAAGCGCAAGCGCUCUACGGGACCAUUGCGGCCUUAACAGUAAUCUUGAACGCUGCACUGCGCGCGUUUGAUCCCUAUGAUGUAGCGCUAGGCGAAGACGCGGCCAUGUUCCACAGGGACAUUUUGUUGCUCGCGGAAGAAGCAAACCCGUAUAGACCUUUGGCAGCUGGGUAUAUGCCACUAUGCCUCGUCUCGUUGUGGGGGGCCUCGACGGACGCGGUAGAUAGGGUUGUGGUGGAGCAAUUGCUCGCGGACUACCAAACGGACUUUGAGGAUGCGCGGUGGACGGAUAUGGCGAGGUGGUUGAAGGGGAGAUUGAACCGGAUUCGGAGGAUUGCGGCAAUGGUUGUCCAGCAAAGGGCUCUUGGUGGCUGUUAUGAACCGGUGGAUGCAGAUGGGGCGGAUUUGGGAGAGGCGGUUGGGGGAGGGAGGCAGUGUUGUGUUAUGUGAGUUUCUUGAUAUAAGACGCCUUACAACCUGUCGUAAGCGCUGGAAUGUUUCAAGGCCUUGUUGAUACCCCCACUCAUCGUGUGUUGUACAGUACUUUAGACUUCGUCAUUUUACUAUUGC